Messenger RNA from Stegastes partitus (bicolor damselfish), 1573 nucleotides. RefSeq names its product tubulin alpha chain. Gene Ontology annotation, molecular function: structural constituent of cytoskeleton; GTP binding. Lineage: Eukaryota; Metazoa; Chordata; Actinopteri; Pomacentridae. Bases 98 to 1450 code for a protein of 450 amino acids. The transcript is spliced from 4 exons. Gene Ontology annotation, cellular component: microtubule. Gene Ontology annotation, biological process: microtubule-based process. The record is from RefSeq and is a predicted model, not a curated record.
CCACUUCCUUGCCUAUAAAAACCCUGACUCUCCCUCUCCUCCGCACUUCUGCCUUGUGUCUGAAUCCUCAACGUCGGUCGAAGGACAAGCAGACAAAAUGCGUGAGUGUAUUUCUAUGCACGUCGGCCAAGCCGGAGCCCAGAUGGGCAAUGCAUGCUGGGAGCUGUACUGCCUGGAACAUGGGAUCCAGCCAGAUGGACAGAUGCCCUCUGACAAGACUAUCGGAGGAGGAGACGACUCCUUCAACACCUUCUUCAGCGAGACAGGGGCAGGAAAGCAUGUUCCCAGAGCCAUCUUUGUCGACCUGGAACCCACUGUCAUCGAUGAAGUGCGCACAGGAACCUACCGUCAGCUGUUCCACCCUGAGCAGCUGAUUACAGGAAAAGAGGAUGCUGCCAACAACUAUGCUAGAGGACACUACACCAUCGGCAAGGAGAUCAUAGAUCUUGUUCUGGACAGGACACGUAAACUGGCUGACCAGUGUACUGGCCUGCAGGGAUUCCUCAUCUUCCACUCCUUCGGCGGAGGCACCGGCUCUGGUUUCACCUCCCUGCUGAUGGAGAGACUCUCUGUUGAUUACGGGAAAAAAUCCAAACUUGAAUUCGCUGUCUAUCCAGCCCCCCAGGUCUCCACAGCAGUAGUGGAGCCUUACAACUCCAUCCUGACCACCCACACCACCUUGGAGCACUCUGACUGUGCCUUCAUGGUGGACAACGAGGCCAUCUAUGACAUCUGCCGCAGAAACCUUGACAUUGAAAGCCCAACCUACACCAACCUGAACAGGCUCAUUGGCCAGAUUGUGUCUUCAAUCACAGCCUCGCUUCGCUUUGAUGGAGCCCUGAAUGUUGACCUGACAGAGUUCCAGACCAACUUGGUGCCCUACCCUCGUAUCCACUUCCCUCUGGCCACCUAUGCCCCGGUCAUCUCCGCUGAGAAAGCCUACCAUGAGCAGCUGUCAGUUGCUGACAUCACCAACGCUUGCUUUGAACCAGCCAAUCAGAUGGUGAAGUGUGAUCCACGUCACGGUAAAUACAUGGCCUGCUGUCUGCUGUAUCGUGGAGAUGUGGUGCCCAAAGACGUCAACUCUGCCAUCGCAGCCAUCAAGACCAAGCGCACCAUCCAGUUUGUGGACUGGUGUCCCACAGGCUUCAAGGUGGGCAUCAACUACCAGCCUCCAACUGUGGUUCCUGGUGGAGACCUGGCCAAGGUGCAGAGGGCUGUGUGCAUGCUGAGCAACACCACAGCCAUCGCUGAGGCCUGGGCUCGUCUGGACCACAAGUUUGACCUGAUGUACGCCAAGAGAGCCUUUGUCCACUGGUACGUUGGGGAGGGAAUGGAGGAAGGAGAGUUCUCAGAGGCCAGAGAAGACAUGGCUGCCCUGGAGAAGGAUUAUGAAGAGGUUGGCACUGACAGCAUGGGAGAGGAGGAUGAAGAGGGAGAGGAGUAUUAAGGCGUCAAACAUCAUCACGCAUUCCAAAAGUUAAUGUGAACGUCACACAUUCCUAGCAACACUCUGAUAACCUGUGGUGGUGACUUGUCAGUAUUAUCAAUAAAGUCCUGAUAAGCAUUUUAA